Aspergillus brunneoviolaceus CBS 621.78 is the source of this 487-nucleotide messenger RNA. RefSeq lists its product as uncharacterized. The transcript has a single exon. NCBI's taxonomy places the organism in Eukaryota, Fungi, Ascomycota, Eurotiomycetes, Eurotiales, Aspergillaceae. Bases 147 to 392 code for a protein of 81 amino acids. The record is from RefSeq and is a predicted model, not a curated record.
GGGUUCAACCUCCAUCCCUGCCGGCAAUUUCUGUUACCGCCUUCCGAGUUGCCAUUUCCGGCCACUCGGCUCACCUGCCAGGCCAGGUGCUGUUCCAUCCAUCCAUGAUGGCUGAUGCGAUAGCUUAUUGAAGCAGCGGUGCAUGUAUGCGACAACAUAUCUUACGGUAUUUGAGCUGGAGGUUGUUGGCCGUCGACUCACCUGAUCGGGAUUUCUUUUCCUCCCGAGCUAUUUUCGGUUUCCAAUGUUGCCAUGCUAUAACACCCUCAUACGCUCGCCGCAAUAUCUUGUUGAAGUUGUUGUUGUUCGCCGAAAAGCAUGUCAGUCUCGGACUGAUAUCUAUCAUCAUGCUUUUCCAAUUCAUCUCUCAAGUUCCAAUGGAGAAAGCCUAGACUACGCACUUGACUUCCUACGCCACGCUCUAGCUUUCUCCGUGCGCGUGAGUGCUAGCAUAGUUGCUGCUUCUGCUCCCUACGUGACUGCAAUG